GCAAUCAAUACAUUAUAGUUGACGUGAAAGCAAGUAAGAAAAAUGGGAAUAAAAGCGUACAAAUCGCGUGAUAAUCCCAAUGCUUCCUUCACUUCACUCUCUCUUCACCUUUGCUUCAUACCUUUGAUCUCUUAAACCCUAUUAGAUUAAUCUGGAGUGGUGUGCAUUGGCAGAGGCUGAAGAUUAUGGGCUGCACAGCCAUUUUUAGUGGUGUUUUUCUGGUGAUCGGCCUUUUAUUCACAUGUUCUUGUGCUGUUGAGCUUGAGGCUAACCCAUCUGCUCAAUUGCUUGUUGAUGCUUCUUCCACUCGCUCAAUUCCUCAAACUCUUUUCGGAGUCUUCUUUGAGGAGAUUAACCAUGCCGGCGCGGGUGGGAUAUGGGCGGAGCUUGUCAAUAAUCGAGGUUUUGAAGCUGGGGGACCUAACGUGCCCUCAAAUAUUGAUCCUUGGUCUGUAAUUGGCGAUGAAUCGACUGUUAUUAUAUCCACUGACCGCUCUUCUUGCUUUGAGCGUAAUAAGAUUGCUCUUAGAAUGGAUGUUCUUUGUGACAGUAAAGGCAGCAAUGUUUGCCCAGCUGGUGGGGUUGGUAUAUACAAUCCUGGAUUCUGGGGCAUGAACAUAGAACAAGGAAAGACCUAUAAGGUGGUUCUUUAUGUGCGUUCCUUGGGAUCAGUCAAUGUAUCCGUGUCAUUGACAGAUUCAAGUGGAUUGCAGACAUUGGCUACUGCCAACAUUAUAGCCUCUGCUUCCGCUGUUCAGAACUGGACAAAAGCAGAGGUUUUAUUGAAAGCCAAUGGAACAAAUCCAAAUUCAAGACUGGAACUGAAAACAUCUCAAAAAGGUGUAAUAUGGUUUGAUCAAGUGUCAGCUAUGCCCACAGACACAUUUAAGGGCCAUGGUUUUCGAAAAGACCUUGUUCAAAUGGUAGCGGAUAUAAAACCUCAAUUUUUCAGAUUUCCAGGAGGCUGUUUUGUUGAAGGUGAAUGGUUAAGAAAUGCCUUUCGCUGGAAAGAAACAAUUGGACCCUGGGAGGAGAGACCUGGGCACUUUGGUGAUGUUUGGAUGUACUGGACUGAUGAUGGACUUGGUUAUCUUGAGUUUCUUCAACUAUCAGAAGAUCUUGGGGCAUUGCCAGUAUGGGUGUUUAAUAAUGGAAUAAGCCAUCAGGAUGAAGUUGAUACAGCCCACAUUUUACCUUUUGUGCAAGAGGCCCUUGAUGGUAUUGAGUUUGCUAGAGGUGACUCUAACUCUAAGUGGGGUUCCAUUCGAGCAGCAAUGGGACAUCCAAAGCCUUUUGACUUGAGAUAUGUUGCUGUCGGAAAUGAGGAUUGUUGGAAGAAACAUUAUCGAGGUAAUUACCUCAAGUUCUAUGAUGCUAUAAAAAAAGCCUAUCCUGACAUCCAAAUAAUCUCAAACUGUGAUGGAUCUUCUCAUUCAUUGGAUCACCCAGCUGAUUACUAUGAUUAUCAUAUUUAUACAUCAGCCACCAACUUGUUCUCAAUGGCGCAUCAGUUUGAUAAAACAUCACGCAAGGGUCCCAAGGCUUUUGUGAGCGAGUAUGCUGUGACUGGAAAAGAUGCUGGCACGGGAAGUCUUUUAGCUGCACUUGCUGAAGCUGCAUUCCUUAUCGGUCUUGAAAAGAACAGUGAUGUUGUUGAGAUGGCAAGCUAUGCGCCGCUUUUUGUGCAUUCCAAUAACAGGAGGUGGAACCCAGAUGCAAUUGUCUUCAACUCCUCACAACUAUAUGGAACACCGAGCUAUUGGGUGCAGCGCUUCUUUAUAGAAUCGAGUGGAGCAACUCUUCUCAACACAACUCUCCGAACCAAUUCCUCCACUUCACUUAUGGAAUCUGCAAUUAUUUGGCAGAAUCCGGAGGAUAAUAAAAAGUACCUGAAGAUAAAGGUAGUGAACUUUGGGAGCACUGCAGUGAAUCUGAAAGUGUCUGUUGAUGGACUCGGACUUAAUUCCAUACGACAGUCUGGAUCGACGCAGUCUGUACUUUCUUCUGCUAAAGUAAUGGAUGAGAAUUCCUUCAAUGAUCCGAACAAGGUGGUGCCUACCCAAAGUCUGGUGGAGAAGGCUGGGGAGAACAUGGAUGUUAUACUCCAACCAUAUUCCAUUACUUCAUUUAAUUUGUUAACAGAAUCCAGCACUGAUUUUGAUUACAGAUCUUCUAUGUAAAACACCUUAUCUACUUGCUCUCACCUCAAUGUAAAAAUAAAUAAAUCAUAGUAAAAUAUUAAUUUAAUUAAAUAAAUUAAAAAUUUAAUAAA
This is a messenger RNA of Mercurialis annua (annual mercury), 2272 nucleotides long. Its product is annotated as alpha-L-arabinofuranosidase 1-like. Gene Ontology annotation, biological process: L-arabinose metabolic process. The record is from RefSeq and is a predicted model, not a curated record. The transcript has 18 exons. Gene Ontology annotation, molecular function: alpha-L-arabinofuranosidase activity. Bases 186 to 2180 code for a protein of 664 amino acids. Lineage: Eukaryota; Viridiplantae; Streptophyta; Magnoliopsida; Malpighiales; Euphorbiaceae.